AUGAGCGUCGAUAUCGAAUGGAUCGACUUAAGCCAUGACCAUCAUGGAACCAAUGAAACGCGCGUUAGAGUUCGCUCUCAUGCUAUGAGGGCGACCGCCGCCUCGCGGAAGAAGAUCGUGGCGCCUGGGAAAAGAAAUCUACGCCGACUCCCCGAAAGACCGGGCUCCAAUGAGAGUUCAUCAAGAGCCUCUAGUUCCUCACCGGGCGACACCGCAUCCGUGGAUUCCGGUCCGGUCGGUACUACUGUGGCGCUCUCCAAGUCCGUGGUCCGGCUCCCCACGAUCGCGAGCAUUCCCACCAUGCCGCGAAGCGGUCUCGAGGCCCUCGCCGCGGAAACGGGGAUACAUAUUCUCGAGAUCUCUGCUCUAACGGAAAUUCAAUGCGGUUGGACGGCUUGUAUCGCUCUCGCAAGCCAGCGCAAUACUUUUAUUAACCUGGCUAAUCGGAAACCGACGUACGUGUAUUGUCUAGCCAGCAGAUACGGCGACAGCGCAUGUUUUGAUAAUGCGCUUCGCUGCGUCGCAGUCCGGGCUAAGAGAGUAUUGUCGCCUUCUGCGCAAAUAUCGGAAAACAUAGAAGCGAUGCAAUAUGUCGCCGCGUUGCGCAGCCUCCAGAAAGCGAUUGACGACCCCAAGGAGAGGAAUAGACCUGAAGUGCUAUGCGCCGUGAACCUUUUAAGUUUAUUCGAGCUUCUUCAAUUCAAUCGGCAUAGGGCUUGGUCGCUUCAUGCUAAUGGCGCAUCACGGUUAAUCCGCACGAGAGGGGCAGCAAGCUUCACUUCGGAAUUCGACAUCAGAGUCCUACUUUCAUUAGUUACACCAAUCACAAAUGAAUGUUUUCGACAUGUCGAGCCUUGUUUUUUCGAAGAAGAGGCUUGGCAAGAGACAUUUAAAUCCUUUGUUGAUAAUACCGACCCGUUCUCGGGCAAGAGUCAACUAACGAUAAAUCUAACAUGUAUUAUAGUAAGAGGGCCCAGGUUAGCGAGGGAUGUGUAUGCCGUGGUGAAUAGUCCUGAUCCCGAAAAUCACCCCGAGUUACCGCAUUUGAGGGAACGGUUAAAGGAAUUCCGGAGAGAGCUUUUACAAUGGAAUACGGAAUAUGUCUCAGUCGCGAUGAAAGUACCCUCGAAAGUCAUCAGUGGAAAGAGUCCUCUGCCAACGCCGAGCGAAGAUAUCCGCGAAGAGCUCUUAGCAACUUUUUAUGGUCUUCUGACCAUCGGCUCUAGGUUAAUGAGUGCACUCUCGACGGAUCUCAUAGACAUCUUGGAAGACGAAGCUGUUGCAUCGGCAACCUCAUUAUUUAAAUUGGAAAAAGAGGCUGCACCUAUCAACCAGUGGGCGGCGUUUUAUAUUCGACAACGAUUAGUUAUAGCUAGGGCGGUUUUGAAUACGACGGAAGCAUGGCGGGAGAGUGCGGGUAGGAGUACGACGAAUAUUAUAGAGUAUGAUAAGUUUAACGCUUGGGUCUCGGUGCUAAUUGAGGAAGGAUACCCAUGA
Molecule: messenger RNA, 1497 nt
Organism: Hypoxylon trugodes
Lineage: Eukaryota; Fungi; Ascomycota; Sordariomycetes; Xylariales; Hypoxylaceae
Exons: 3
Coding region: 1-1497 (498 amino acids)
Source: RefSeq, a predicted model, not a curated record